Molecule: messenger RNA, 1831 nt
Organism: Engraulis encrasicolus (European anchovy)
Lineage: Eukaryota; Metazoa; Chordata; Actinopteri; Clupeiformes; Engraulidae
Exons: 5
Coding region: 1-1257 (418 amino acids)
Biological process (GO): homophilic cell-cell adhesion
Cellular component (GO): membrane
Molecular function (GO): calcium ion binding
Source: RefSeq, a predicted model, not a curated record
AUGUGCGAGAGUAGUGCGGCAACAGACCCUGAUGUGUGGGACACAGAGACACUGCAGUACUCCCUGGCGGAGCCCAACUCCAUGUUUGACAUAAAGCCCUCUAGUGGCCAGGUGUAUGUAGCAUCCUCUUUGAAGAAUGAGAAAAUGAAGUCGACUCUAACAUUAAAGGUUUUGGACGCACAUGAACUUGGAGACACAGCAUUAGUCGAGCUUCUACAAAAAGCUUCCUCCUAUCAGACCAACAUCGACAUUGUUGCCAUGGAAGACACCGUGAUCCUGUAUGAUUAUCAGAUUGAGAAGAGACUUUACACGAAUGCACCUGCUAUUCAGGAGGAUUUAGAGGCUGUGUUUGGGCCUGAUGUGGACUUUGAGGUCGGACCGUUUGGGCCUGAUGUGGACUUUGAGGUCGGACCAUCUGGGCCUGGCAAGGGAGACACAGACGUCACCUCAAUCCUGCUGGGCAUACUUAUACCGAUAGCUAUUGUCAGCCUCGUUAUUGCUUUCAUCCACAGAGCAUCACCACACAUGAGCACCACACUAAGGGGAUUGAUCACGGAUGCAUCAACAUAUCUGAGCCAAGGAACAUCAUCUUCCACACACAGUAAUGUGCCAGCAAACAAGACAUCUAUGUAUAAUGCCAGUAUCAGGGCUGAUUCUUGCCCAGUUGGUCCCCUACCCAACUUUAGGAGGUCUAAACAGCGACCACAUGUCGGUGAGAUAUUCCCCUCAGUAUUUAAGAAAAUUGGUCCCCCACACCGCAUUGAUCGGUCUAAACAGCGGCCACAUGCGGGUGAGAUAUUCCCCACCAUAGUUGAGCACCCCGAACCUGAAUUAGAGCACCCAUCAUCUACGGGCCAAGAUGCAAGAGGUUUAAUAGACACUAGAACAUCAUCAUUAUGUGUAAGCCAAGGCACUUACACACACAGUAACAGAUCAUUAGAUUGCACGUCCACACAGAAUGACACCCUCAGGGGAGGUUCUAUAUUGGUUGGCCCCUUUAGCGAACCUACGGAGAGAAGGUCUGUUUGUGAGAUAUUACCUUCAGUAGCAGAUCACCCAAAACCUGAAGUAAAUCAACUUCAGUCUUCUGUGGGCCAAGACGCGAAUGGCUUAAUAAACACUAGCACAUCAUCAGCAUAUGCAAGCCAAGGCACCCCAUCUUCCGCAUAUAGAUCUUCAGGCAACAUUUCCCCAGAUAAUGGCAGCCUCAGGGGAGGUUGCACAUGGGUUGGACCCUUAAGUGAACCCUCCCCGUAGCCUUUUCUUGCUUUGCAAUGCUCGUUUUCACCUGCAUGUGUCCCCGGCAUAACAAGUCCUCUAAUGGGGUUGCUGUGGCGCAGCACGCUAAGCCCCCAACAUGGGGCUUGCAUGCCCAUGGGGACGGGUCCUGGUCUGACCUAGAUUUGUUUCCCGGUCCCGUCCCAUGUCUCUCUCCCCUUGGUUUCCUGUGUCCAUUUUCAACUGUCCUGUCUAAAGGAAAUAAUAAGUCCUUUCAUUUGCUUGCAUAUACUGUAAUAGCACUCCACAGUUGGAGAAGCCUCUCACUGUUGCUUUCAGGAAAUAACAUUGUGGUGAUUAUUGGGAGAAUAUUGUAACGAGUUGCUGUCAUCAUUACUGUUUUGGGAUGCUGGGAUGAGUAUUAUUCAAUUAUUUCCGUGUGGGUUUCAGCUCUGGAUCUCACUUGAAUACGAAUAUAGAUCUAUCUAGACUCUAGACCUACUACUAACUCAAUACUAACUCAAUACUACUGUAACUCCACUCAUGUAUACUAAAUGAUACUUCGGAUCUCACAUUUGUGAAUCCACAUCACAAUUGCAAUAAAAUUGUAAGA